Messenger RNA from Dothidotthia symphoricarpi CBS 119687, 2170 nucleotides. Its product is annotated as CAF1-domain-containing protein. Gene Ontology annotation, cellular component: cytoplasm. Gene Ontology annotation, biological process: nuclear-transcribed mRNA poly(A) tail shortening. Lineage: Eukaryota; Fungi; Ascomycota; Dothideomycetes; Pleosporales; Dothidotthiaceae. The record is from RefSeq and is a predicted model, not a curated record. The transcript is spliced from 2 exons. Bases 128 to 1981 code for a protein of 617 amino acids. Gene Ontology annotation, molecular function: poly(A)-specific ribonuclease activity; RNA binding.
UCACUAACUCACCUGCAGCAGUGCCUUGCCUUUUUCUUGUACAUUUUUCUCGUGCAACAUCGUCAGCUCUCUACAACCCAGUCCCCCACAAACCCCGUGCCACACUCCCUCGGGCGCAUCCCCUGUCAUGGAAGUCGACGCCGUCUCCUUCCCGUAUCACCUGCUCGGCCUGUUCAUCCACAUAUCCGAGGCUGAUUUUGUGUCAUUUGAUCUCGAGCUUUCUGGCAUCCCCUCCCGUCUGCCCAAUAAGCCGCCUCGUACUGGUAGCGGCCGACUAACCCUCGAAGAACGCUAUGCCGAAACAAAGGCCGGCGCAGAUCGCUAUUCAAUCCUCCAGGUAGGUAUCACGUGCGCUAGAUUCGACUACAUCGCAAACCAAUAUGUACUGCGACCCUACAACAUCAAUAUAAGCCCGUUACUGGACGAACGACUCGAUUUUGAGCGAGAGAUCAGCUUUCAAAGUGGAGCAUGUACCUUCCUGCUCAACAAUGGAUUUGACCUGGGCGCGCCAUUCGCAAAGGGUGUACAAUACCUGUCGCGAGAGGAGGCGGAGCGUGCAAAACAGCUGGCUUGGGAUCGACUGGACAAGAAGAACCCCAUCGAGGAUCUGCAGUUGAAGAGCGAAGACGUCGAGUCUCUCGACUUCAUGCGACGUGCUAGGGAGGCCAUCGCCAAGUGGAAGGCCACUGCAUCGUCUUCGCUCGAAAUUACUACGCAUACUGGCCUCAGCGAGAAACCUUCUGUAGCAGUCAUCUCUCGGUUCGAAAAGCGUCUCGUUCACCAGCUUGUGCGCGCAGAGUUUCCCGAAUUCGUCUCCAUUGGCCGGGCAGAUUGUGUGAGAAUUAUCGAGCAUGAUCCGGUACGCGAAGCAGACAAUACUAAGCGUAUCAAAAACCGCGUCAAGGAACAAAUUAACCGCCAAACGGGCUUUCGUUGGGUGUUUGAGGCACUGGUCCAAGGCGAAAUUGCCGAUCCCCUCUUCCUGCCUCGUGGUGUUAUGGGAGACAACCAGGAAGUCAAAGAUCGUUGGGACCGGGCUGUGGAGCGCCUCAAGACUAAGCAGCCGGUACUGGUCGGGCACAACAUGUUCACUGACAUCGUCUACUUCUAUCGCACAUUUGUUGGCCCAUUACCAGAUACCUUAGACGAAUUCUGCGAUGCCACUCACAAGCUCUUUCCUAAUAUCGUCGACACAAAGUACCUGGCCACCUACGCUGAAGGAGACUUAAAUGCAUCACCCACAUUACAAGAAAUUGCCAAAGGACUAAAUGGCCAGAUGUUACCCACUAUCAUCACUCACGCCGAUCACUCCAAAUAUCAAGAAGCCGAGGCCUUCCACGAAGCAGGUUACGACAGUCUCCUCACAGCUACCAUCAUGCUGAAGCUAGCCGCCAAGCUAGGCGCAGAGCGCAAAGAAAAGGAAGCGUCAGCGCAAACAAACGGCUCCUCGAACAAGGAUAACUCCAAAACCACCGGAACAACGCUUGAGAACACACAAGACCUCGUCGGCAACGACUACGCGACGAGCAAGCAGCCAGCCCCAGUACAGCCCAGCCAGAAGCCAGACACAAAAGCAAAAGGUAAGAGAAAACAACGAAACAAAGGCAAGCGCAACAGCAGCAAACCAGCCAACGGACGUUUCAACACGAAAAACGUCUUCGAAACCCUGCGGGAGCUGCGUCUGGGCACAGAAUCCGACUCAUCAUCCGACGACGUUGAAAAGGCUUCCGUGGACAACACCUGGGGCGGAGAGCAGCAUGGCGGAGCAGCAGGGUCGUGGGAAGACGAAGCGUUUGUGCAGGACAAGAGUGGGUGGGUGCCCAUUGAGCAGAUGGAGAGACAGGCUAUGGAGCUUAUUCCUGGGGUUGACUCGGCUUUUUGGCACGAGUUUGGGAAUAAGCUCAGGGUGUUUGGCACGCAGGAGGCGGUGCUGGCGGUGGCGGAUUGGCCGGCGAAACGUGGGUCGUCGAUGGGGGUGUAGGGGCUGUGUGGGGUGGAUGCCGGAGGUAGGUAGCUUGCCGUUGUUCGGACUUGAUUUCUGGAAAUGGGCAUUGGAUGCUGGGAAUAAUCUUUCCUGCUAUCUCAAUGUCUCCACUUGAUGGCUUGUUGAGUUUACUCUAUCCUCCUUCUCAACGUCACACUUCCUCUCCGUCCCAUCUUGUCAUCUUGC